AUGGAUACAAGAGUUCCGUUGUCACAUUCCUUAUGGUCUCCAUAUGACACUGUUAAGGAUUCAGCCGACUCGAUGGGAAUCAAUCUCCCUGAUGAAUCGGCAAAGAAUUUGGCCAUGGAUGUCGAAUACAGAAUCCAUGAGAUUCUCGAACUUGCAAUCAAAUUCAUGCGUCAUUCGAAGCGCAAGACUCUUAUGACUACCGAUAUUGACUAUGCGUUGAAAGUGCUUAAUGUGGAGCCAUUAUAUGGGUACGAUAACUCACAGCCAUUAACAUUUAAGGAAACUAUGGUUGGCGCAGGAGGUCAAACACUAUACUAUAUCGAUGACCACGAAGUUGAGUUUGAAAAAUUGAUCAACCAGGAAUUGCCAAAAAUCCCACGUAAGACUACAUUUACUGCACAUUGGCUUGCUAUUGAAGGUGUACAGCCCAUGGUACCUCAAAAUCCACUUCCAUCUGAAAUCAAAAAUCUACCGCCAGCCGUUAGAGGAGCAACAUCAACUUUCUUGGGUAACGACGUCUUGGCACUUGGUGUAUCUAAUGAUGGUAAAGAUGGUGGCGGUAGUGGUGGUGUUGGUGUGUCAAAGAAGAAAGCGGGAACGGCAACAUCAACAUCAACAACGGAACGAGAUUUCGAAACUAAACCGUUGGUUAAACAUGUAUUAUCAAAAGAACUCAAAUUGUAUUUUGAUAAAGUGGUGGAGGUGUUGGUGAGUUCUGACCCAGAGAAGGAAAGUUUAAAGAAUGCUGCCUUGACGUCAUUAAAGUCUGAUCCAGGUUUGCACCAGUUGGUGCCAUAUUUUAUUCAAUUUGUGGCUGAACAAAUUACAAACCAAUUACGAAAUAUUGAGAUUUUGUCAACUAUGCUUGAAGUCAUCUCUGCGUUGGCUGAUAACAGGACAAUUUUUUUGGACCCCUAUGUUCAUGCUUUGAUGCCCUGUAUACUUACAUUGCUUCUUGCCAAACGAAUUGGCCCUGUAGUGAAGGACAAUUCGCCUGAAUGCGAAGACACGCUCAGAAGCCAGUUGGCAAUACGAGAGUUUGCUGCUAUAUUGUUGGAGCACGUUAUCAAGACUUAUGGAUCAUCAUAUUCGACACUUCGUCCUAGAGUCACAAGAACCUUAUUGCGAGCGUUACUAGACUCGACAAAGCCUGUGGGAACACACUAUGGAGCAUUAUUGGGACUCAAAAAUCUCGGAAGCGAAGUGCUCAAACUUGUCUUAGUGGGCAAUUUGAAAGUAUGGUACAGGACCAUCAUUGAAGAAAAUGAGCUGGAGCUAGAGAAGGAGAUUUUAGUUAACACGGUUAUAGACAUUCUUAGAAGCUUAAAAGUGAAUCUUGAGAUUGGUGGUGUCAGUAAUGGUAAUGGUACUGAUAAUAACAAGAAUGAUUAUGUUAAUAAUAAUAACAAUACUAAUAAAGAUGGUGAUGGUGAUGAUGAUGAUGAUGAUGCGAUGGAAGUAGAUGAUAUCACAGAAGAAUUAAAAGACAAAUUACGCAAAAGGUUGGGAGCGCCACUUUCAGAAAUUGUUUUAGCGCAAGGAGAUGCAAAGGACAUAGUUAAAGGUAUUUUCUUUGGCGAGGUUAGUUAG
Lodderomyces elongisporus is the source of this 1590-nucleotide messenger RNA. It is a transcript of the gene TAF60, whose product is annotated as Taf60p. Lineage: Eukaryota; Fungi; Ascomycota; Pichiomycetes; Serinales; Debaryomycetaceae. The transcript has a single exon. Gene Ontology annotation, cellular component: SLIK (SAGA-like) complex; transcription factor TFIID complex; SAGA complex. Gene Ontology annotation, biological process: RNA polymerase II preinitiation complex assembly; transcription initiation at RNA polymerase II promoter. Gene Ontology annotation, molecular function: transcription coactivator activity; protein heterodimerization activity; RNA polymerase II general transcription initiation factor activity. The record is from RefSeq and is a predicted model, not a curated record. The coding region runs from base 1 to 1590 and encodes 529 amino acids.